AUGGGGGAGUUCGCUCGUCAACUCGAUGCAGCAGUAGCAGUUUUUGCCAGAGCUGCUGCAGAACAGGGUGGAGUGAUAUCUGGCGACAUACCCACAGACUAUAGCCCUUCCAAUCCUUUUCGUCUAUGGGUCAUCCAAGUCGUCAUCAUCAUCGCCUUUUCCCAGAUCCUGGCAUUGGUGCUGGGCCGUAUACGACAGCCACGGGUAAUCGCAGAGGUGAUUGGUGGUAUCCUCCUGGGCCCGACUGUCAUGGGCCGCAUCCCGAAUUUCAAGGAGACCAUAUUCCCUGAAGAUUCGAUGCCCCUUUUGACCCUAACCGCAACCGUCGGUCUCAUCCUCUUCCUGUUCCUCGUCGGUCUCGAAAUCGAUACUCGCCUGCUCAAACGUAGCGCCACAGCCUCCGCGACCGUGUCCAUCGCCGGCCUGGUUAUACCCCUCGGUCUAGGGGCAGCCCUGGGCGUCGGAGUCUACAACCAAUUCAUUGAACCCGAGGUUAAUUUUGGCUACUUCUUGUUGUUCGUCGCUGUCGCCGUCGGCAUCACAGCCUUCCCAGUCCUAUGCCGUAUCCUCACCGAACUCAAGUUGUUGGACACUCAAGUGGGCGUUGUAGUGUUGUCCGCCGGUAUCGGGAACGAUGUUAUCGGUUGGGUACUUUUGGCUUUGACAGUCGCUCUCGUCAAUUCCACAGGCGGUUUGACGGCGCUUUGGGUGCUCCUUGCGACAGUGGGAUACACCAUCUUCUUACUCUAUCCCGUACGAUGGGGUUUCGUGUGGCUUUGCAGGAGAACCGGAAGUCUGGAACAGGGCUCGCCUACGCCAUUCAUGAUGACCGUUACUCUCAUGGUCGAAUUCGUGUCCGCGUUCUUCACGGACAUCAUUGGGGUGCAUGCUAUUUUCGGUGGCUUCAUGGCAGGUCUCAUUAUCCCCCACGAAAAUGGAUUCGCGAUUUCGUUGGUGGAAAAGAUCGAGGAUCUCAUUAGUAUUUUGUUCAUCCCAAUCUACUUCACACUCUCCGGAUUGAAAACCAAUCUCGGUCUCUUGAACAGUGGCGUUGCAUGGGGAUACACCAUCCUCAUCUGCGUUGUAGCAUUCGCUGCCAAAUUCCUUCCUUGCGCCGGCGCCGCCUUCUUGUUUGGAUUCAAGUGGAGAGAGGCAGGAGCCAUCGGCACUUUGAUGAGCUGCAAAGGUCUCGUCGAACUGAUCGUGUUGAACAUUGGUUUGCAAGCCAAUAUUCUCAACGACAUCACAUUCUCGAUGUUCGUUGUGCAUGCUUUGGUCCUUACUUUCGUCACCACGCCCCUCACUCUCCUCUUUUACCCUCCUCAAUACCGUACUUCGCCUAUCUCCAAGUCAGGAAAGGGCGCUAAGCCUGACCAAGAAGAAGCGCGUGACAAGCCUGUACUUGACGGUGAACUGAGGACCCGGUUCGCGCUCGUCCUGGAAAAGGUCGAACAACUGGCCCCUGCGAUGACACUUACGCAGCUCCUCCAACCUAGCGUCUCCACAUCCACCCUUGUAUCACAGACAACUGUGUCAGCCAAAGCCGCAGAAGCUCUCGGACCCGACCCCAGCGACGAUAUCGACGAUACUUUCAAAGUUGAGAUCGACACUCUCCGCCUCAUGGAAUUGUCAAACAGAACUUCCGACGUCAUCCGAUCCAAGGAAGCUGAUGCUCUCAUCUACAACGACCCGGUCGUCUCCGCUUUCAGGACAUUUGGCAGCCUCAAUCGCAUGGUCGUGUCUGCGACCCUUUCCGUGGUUAGCUUUGACCAGUUCUCCACUGCCAUCGCUCAGCAUGCAACCGACUCUCAAUCGGAGAUGGUCAUCAUCCCUUGGGCGAGGGGAACAACUUCCCUCUUGAACCCCGAAGGAGUGGAUUAUGGACGUAACCCCUUCGAUGGCGCUUUCCACAGGACUACAACCACCGACCAAACCACCUCAGUCGUCUACUCCGAGUUCAUCCGGAGCGUUUUCUUACGCUGUCCGCGAGAUGUUGCGUUGUUCGUGGACCGCGGUGCACCCUCGAUCUCCAUCUCUAAUGACCAGCAUUUGUUCCUUCCGUUCUUUGGUGGACCUGAUGAUCGCCUGGCUCUCAACUUCCUUGUUCAGUUGUGUGUUAGGAGUGGUGUUCAAGCUACUGUGGUCCGCAUUCAGAGAGCGGAGGAAGGUGUUGUUAGUGAGGAGAAGGAUACUCCUCUAGUGUCACCCGGACCUACGAGCCCGGGCGCUAAUCACCUUACCGUCGCCGCCGCCGACACCGUCUAUGGCCAACUAUCAACCCAAGCUCGUCUAGCCUCCGACACCGAAGACAACCUCAUCUGGGAACGCUACGCCGGCACCUCAACAACACACUCUCCCACCAUCGCCUCCGCCCUAACCAAAAUCACCUUCUCCACCCAGGCCUCCUCCCAGCCCCUCCACACCGUCAUUGAGCUCGCCCAAUCCGAGGCUGCCAAAGUGGAAGCGGACCCGAAGCUGUCAAAGACAAUGAUUGUGCUUGCGGGGAGGUCGAGGCGGAUGGCGGUCGAGGCGCUUGGUCCUGAGCUGAGGAGGGUUGUGAGUGAGACGGGGGCGGGUGUUGGGUCGAGUGCGCCCAAGACUUUGGGUGAUGUUGGCGCUGCGUUGGUUGCUACUGGUGUUAAUGCCAGUUUGUUGAUUGUGCAGGCUGCUGUUGGGAGUUCGAGGACUUGA
Molecule: messenger RNA, 2691 nt
Organism: Coprinopsis cinerea okayama7#130
Lineage: Eukaryota; Fungi; Basidiomycota; Agaricomycetes; Agaricales; Psathyrellaceae
Product: potassium:hydrogen antiporter
Exons: 7
Coding region: 1-2691 (896 amino acids)
Biological process (GO): proton transmembrane transport
Cellular component (GO): membrane
Molecular function (GO): antiporter activity
Source: RefSeq, a predicted model, not a curated record